AUGGCGGCACUGGCCGUGGCGGCUGCUGCCCUAUCUCUGCUCAGCGCCGCCGCUUCGUCGAAGGCCGCGUUCAACCUCUACCUCAAGCAGCACGAAUCCCGGCGGCUGUUCGGUCUGGACGUGGAGCUGUACUACGUGAAGGAAGGCCGCCGGAACGAGUACGCGCUGGGCUUCGUGGUGCCCGUGCCGGCCAACGUGUCCGAGCUCGAAUUCGUGUGGCAGGCGCUCGGGCCGCUGCCGCUCGCCUACGCACUGGACGUGCAGGUGAACGAAGGCCGGGGCCACCGCGCCUUGGGCGCGCCGUCCCUGGACGUGUCCCCACGGGGCACGCUUCCGGCGGCGCCACGCAGCUUCCGGGUGCGGCUUCCCUGCACGGGCCUCGCCAGCGCCGAGGUGCCCGUGCGCAUCGUGCUCAACGUGUCCGCGGUUGCGCCGCCGGACGCGCAGCUCUUCCACCACGACGGCCGGCUGCUGCAAGCCGCCGGCUACGACCUGCCGCCGGCCUACUACGGGACCCGGCCGGCCAACACCUCGGUGUCGCUGCCGCGGAACAAGAUUUGCGCCAAAGGUGCGUUGUCUUUGCUCUCGUACGUGCCGACAACCGGUGCUUCGACCGACUCUUGCCGCACCAACCCUUUUCUCUGCCUGCCGCGAUCGCCGGCAUGA
Dermacentor albipictus is the source of this 666-nucleotide messenger RNA. NCBI's taxonomy places the organism in Eukaryota, Metazoa, Arthropoda, Arachnida, Ixodida, Ixodidae. The record is from RefSeq and is a predicted model, not a curated record.